Molecule: messenger RNA, 664 nt
Organism: Toxorhynchites rutilus septentrionalis
Lineage: Eukaryota; Metazoa; Arthropoda; Insecta; Diptera; Culicidae
Gene: RpS15
Exons: 1
Coding region: 119-568 (149 amino acids)
Biological process (GO): ribosomal small subunit assembly; translation
Cellular component (GO): cytosolic small ribosomal subunit; ribosome
Molecular function (GO): RNA binding; structural constituent of ribosome
Source: RefSeq, a predicted model, not a curated record
GUCAAACUCUCUUUUCUCUUCCACAUCUUGUGUGAGGACGUAGUGUCGAGUGAAUAACUCGUAAAUAAGUUUUGAAUUUUCCGGGUUUAAUCGAGGUUUCAUCCGUAUUCCGGUAACCAUGGCGGACACAACUGACGUCGAGGGAGUUAAAAAGAAGCGUACGUUCCGUAAAUUCACCUACCGUGGGGUGGAUUUGGACCAGCUUCUGGAUAUGAAGCAUGAUCUGCUAAUGGAACUCAUGCACAGUCGAGCCAAGCGAUGCUUCAAGCGCGGACUUCGCCGUAAGCCGUUGGCCCUCAUCAAGAAGCUGCGGAAGGCCAAGAAGAACGCCCCAACAAAUGAGAAACCUGCAAUCGUCAAGACUCAUCUGCGAAACAUGAUUAUCGUCCCGGAGAUGGUAGGAUCGAUUGUUGGUAUUUACAACGGAAAGACCUUCAACCAGGCAGAAAUCAAGCCAGAAAUGAUCGGUCACUAUCUCGGCGAAUUCUCGGUCACCUACAAACCAGUCAAGCACGGUAGACCCGGUAUUGGUGCUACCCACAGCUCCCGUUUCAUUCCACUGAAGUAGUGCGGAUGGUUGCUGCUGAUGUGUUUAUCUUUUCUUACGAGUAAUGUGCGAGUAGUGGAGUUGGAAAUACAAUUGAAAUUGUAAACAAAAAAACUA